AAUGAGAAAAAGAUUCGGGGCAAUCCAUUCAGAUUCUACUGAAGAAUACAUUCAAUAAGCUCAAUCAGCUUGGAACAAAGAUCUAUUUUAUUAUGAAGGUAACUCUAAGAAAUCAACUUAAAAUAUAGUGAACUUUGAUUUUGAUGAGCGGGAAACAAAUGUAUUAAUAUAAUUAUAUAUAUUGUAGAAUACUGAAAUAGAGGAAGAAACAUAAAUGGAAGCAUAGAAUGUUAAAAUAAUAGUGAUGGAUGCUGAGAAUGAUUCUUAAAAUGUUUUUGAUUAUUGUGGUUAAGAUUAUCAUCAGAAAAAGGAUUUUGAUUAUGUUUCAAAGAUUGAAGUAAAUAAGAACAAAUAAAUUACAUAUCAUUUUUGGAUUAACAACAUUCAUUCAACUAAAUUUACUGAUAUCGUUGAUGGUAAAAUUUAUAAAUUAAUAUUUAGUUUAUGUAAAAAAUUGUGAUGUAGUGAUUUAUGUUUACAAUAAAUCAGUUGAAGAACAUUAUCAAGAAUUUGUAGAAAAGAUAUCUAAAAUAAAUAAUAAGAAUUUUAUUAUUUAUAAAGUUAAUAAUUCUUUGAAUAGAACUUAGGUAUUUUAAAUUUUAUAUUUUUUAAGAGUUUUAAAUCAUUAAAUGAGAAGAAUUAAGAUAAUGUCAUUGCAGUUAAAAGCCUGUAAGAAGCAAUAACAAAAACGAUUAACUAAUAUAUUUGAUU
Molecule: messenger RNA, 711 nt
Organism: Paramecium pentaurelia
Lineage: Eukaryota; Ciliophora; Oligohymenophorea; Peniculida; Parameciidae
Source: the annotation of a GenBank genome assembly